ACCCUACUGUUUGUAUACAGGAUUUCAGCUGGGAUAGCUACAAAACAUUUUGUUCCUUGCUUGCAAGGCUGAAUUGAUAGUCAGAGGCCCUCUAGAAGACGCAGAAAUGUCCAGAUCUUGUAACCUGCCUUUGCUGGAGGCAAUGGACAAGCAUCACUGUCUGGCCUGUGAUACCGUGGUGAAAGGGCUUGACCAGUACAUUCUUCACAAAAGGCAAAACUGUCCAGCAAUACUGUUGGUCAGGGGUACUUCCAAUGAUGCAAGUACAAGUUCAAUGCAAAACAAAGAAUCAACAACAGAAAAUGGACAUCCCAAUCAAACAGCAAUUUCAGCCACUGGCAGUUUUCAAGAUGGCAGCAGUCAAGAAAAGAACCAAGCCAAUGAAGCAUCCGAUGAGAAAGAAUUGCUCAGCACUGCUCUGGACACAAACAACCUUCCUACAGUAGACCAGAGGUUGCUAUGUACAAGAAGUAAUAGUCACAGACUGUAUAACAUAGAAGGGUUUCUACACAUGACCACAGAAACUAAGACUGGCAGUCAAUGUAAGGAAAGUCAGAAGACAGACAGUGACAGAACAGUCAAUGUGGAAGGUCCUAGUUCUCGGUCUGAUAAAAUCCGUCCUUACAUUGAUAGGGAAAGAUCAACAACAGACCAAAGUUCAAAGUUGCAAGACGAGGCAUUAAAGACAAGUAUUGAAACCAAGCCACAAGAGGAUGAAGACAAGGAUAAAAGUACAGUAAACAAGCACUGGUGCAAUGUUUGCAAGACAUACUUGUCAGCUACAGCACUAAACAGGCAUUUUACGAGUAAAAGACACAAGUACCAGGUUUCCUCUGUAAAUAACUCAAAGGAAAAAUUAGAUAGUUGCCAUAGCCCACCAACUGAUGCCACAGUCAAUGGAACAAAGAUGUCUUCAAAGGAUGUUAAAAAUCAAGGGAGUGAAGAACAUAUUACAAAACUAGCAGCUUCCUUAAAUGCACCAAAAAGGAUAUGUAGGCAGAGAAGGAAGAGAAAGUUGCCAUCAGAGGGAACGCCAGCAGAGAACAACUUCAGACGAAAAAGAAAUGCCCAAAGGUCAAGCACUUGUCUAGACAAGAAGAUUGAUUCAGAACAAAGUGAUGACUUAGAACAGCAGUAUUGUUGCAGUGAAUGUCCUUUUAGAACUGCCUACAAGGCUUCCCUACGGAGACACUUUCAAACAUUUCACAGCCUCCACCUCUGUGGGCAAUGCGACAAAACGUUUGUAACAAGCGAGGAUUGUGCUGCCCACCAGAGGGAAGUGCAUGGUACUAUAAGGCGUAGAACUGGACACGAGUGCAGUGAUUGUGAUGCCAAGUUUUCCACAGAAGAGGAUCUUAAUAUUCACAGGCGUGAGAGAAGGCACAUGCUGUACUGGGGAAGCACCUGUGUGUUCUGUGGGAAGACAGUAUCUAAAGGUCCAUGUUUAAAAGGACACAUUCAGGCAGUCCAUCUGGGUGAGAAGCCACACAAGUGUCAACACUGCUCCUAUUCUACAGCAUGGGUGGCCGAUCUUCGCAUGCAUGUCAAGCGCCACCUGAACAUCAAACCCUUCAAGUGUCCCGAGUGUGACUACACAGCAGUCCGUAUGGCAGCAGUGAAAAAACACCAACAGACGCACGGGGAGGGGGAGCCAAGAAGACUGUGCGACAUUUGUGGGAAGAGCUUUGCUGGGAAUCUGCAACGGCACAUGACUCUCCACGAGGGCCAUAAACCUUUUGAGUGCCCCCACGACGGUUGUACCUAUGCUUCCACUUUCAAACAGGGACUGACUGACCACGUCCAGAGUGUUCACAAGGCAGACAAGAGUAUUGUGUGUGAGGAGUGCGGCUUUGCAACCACCACGGAAAAACUGAUGAAGUGGCACAAACGGAGGAAACACAGUGCUGAGAAACCACACAAGUGUGACCAGUGCAACUAUGCUACCACCUGGCAGCCUCAUCUCAUCAGGCACAAGCGCACACACACAGGAGAGAAGCCAUACAACUGUCCCCACUGCCCGUACCGUGCCAACAAUGUGGAGAACCUGCGUAAGCACAUUCUCAAGACCAAGAAACACGAAGGGUUGAAGCAGUACGUCUGUAAGUGGUGUCCCUACAACACCAACAGUCAGUACGACUUCUCCCACCACCUCAGGAAUGCCCACCCAGGGGAAGACCUGGGGAUCAGGCCGACAUUUGUCCUCGGGAUCAACAGAGGGGUUGCCAAAAUGAAGUCUGUACGAAGCCAGGAUAAGUUAAGCCAGUUAGCUGCAGCUUCAGUAGUAGAGUUGGAGCAUGAUGAUACUGUUUGUGCAGAGGAGCAGGGUACCUUGUCAGAUAUGGUGUCUUCACAGCAAAAGUAACAAUACCAGGUGGAAAAAAAAAUGAAAAUUGUCUCUGAAAAUGGGGAAGGUUGAAAGUAAUGUUAACAACAAUUUGAACAUGAUAGUUGUUUUCUUGAGAUAAUGACAUGACUCAUAGCUAUCAAUUUUUCCUUGCGUACAAAAGGCUGCAACAUGAUGGUUUUGUUGGUUUGACAGCAAUAUCAAUGGCUGCCUAAGCCUUCAUACAUCUCUUUAUUUGUAUGAAGUACUGUGCGAAAACAAACGUACAGAUAAAAUUUUACCCGAGAUCCCAAUUGAUCACACUUAAGCUCAGGAGUGGUUCCAAUUAUUUGGUGACUAGGAGACCCUGAGGGAGGCAAGUCCUGGGAAGGGCAUUCUUGGGGCUGCACCCAUCUAAAGAAAGGGACACAAAGUGGGAGUCACGUGUUCGAGGGGGUGUACCGAGCAUUUUAGAGGGGAAGGGCUAGCCACCCCUGCCUGUAAAAAUAUACUCAGCUACUGAAACAGCGAGGAAAAUUGCUGAUCUAUGUGCCACCAGGCACAAAGAUGAUGCUUCCUGUAUUUUUCAUGAAACUCAUACAAGUUUGAUGAAAUUCAUACAAAUUUUAUUUAAUUCUUAGGCACGCCAAAUGCAAUGUACUUGAGUGAUAUUUUAUCAUGUGUUGCAUUUUUACAAUAACAUGUAAUUGAAAAGAGAGUGAUGGGCUCUCCUACUCUGUAAAUUAAUCCUGCAUUAUAACAUACAAAUCCUUAUCUACAAUUAAAUUCAUGGAGCAACAU
Molecule: messenger RNA, 3124 nt
Organism: Branchiostoma floridae (Florida lancelet)
Lineage: Eukaryota; Metazoa; Chordata; Leptocardii; Amphioxiformes; Branchiostomatidae
Product: zinc finger protein 2 homolog
Exons: 3
Coding region: 107-2362 (751 amino acids)
Biological process (GO): regulation of transcription by RNA polymerase II
Cellular component (GO): chromosome
Molecular function (GO): chromatin insulator sequence binding
Source: RefSeq, a predicted model, not a curated record